Porites evermanni is the source of this 2373-nucleotide messenger RNA. The record is from the annotation of a GenBank genome assembly. NCBI's taxonomy places the organism in Eukaryota, Metazoa, Cnidaria, Anthozoa, Scleractinia, Poritidae.
AUGGAUUUUAUUGUGUGGUUGUUGUGUCAAUUGGAAGAGCCUUGUAUGUCUUCUCAGAAUGCUGUCAGCUGGGGUUAUUUUGAUGUUGAGAACAUGAGGUGGGAGUUGGACCUGUAAGUCUUACUAGGGCUAAAAUAAUAACCAUUUCAGGCUGUGUAAUAAAUACUUUAUAAUAUAGUUAAACCUCACCACUCCCAAGUACCAAGAUUUGAUUGGCCCCAACCAACCAGAGAGAACCCUUUGAACAUGGUUAGGUGUGCCAAAAUGAGAGGUAUAGAUUGGUAAAUUCGAAACCUUGCAAGUCUGUGAUGUGGGACCCUGGUUUCAAAAUUUGAGACCAAGACUUCAGCAUUUUUAUCACUUCUGCGCCUGAGACUAUACUUCUAAAAAUUCUGCCCCAAAGACUCUAAGCACAGAAAAUUUCGAGUUUACAGUACACAUAAAACUAAAUAAAAUGACUGAAAGCUAGCAGAAGCUCACCAGUCUACUAAUUUUUCUUGUUUCACUGUCUUAAUCUACAAGUUCAGUUCGAUAAGCUAUAUCGAAUUCCAUAAACUCUGGAAAGUCCUGAAGGAAGGACAAACAGAAAGAAAAAACGACAAAUCAGCAAUUCCGAGACCCGUCAGCAAAAAAAUUGAGACUACAAGAUGCAAAAAAAUCACCUGAAACAAGACUUUGAGAGCUAUCAAAAAUGCGUCCGAGAUUUUUAGAGACCCACAUUUUUUUGACAUGCACUGUACCAUUCUAUACCCCUUUGGAGGUUGUCUUUCAUAAGGGGUUUCAACUUUGGGGUGAGCACUUUUGUGAGGUUUUAGUUGAGGUUUGCUGCCACAGACCUGCCAACCCUAGCCUGUGAACAGCAGACGUAUGUUUGGUCGUCGCUUCUCUCCCUGUGUUAUUUUUCAGACUGGAAAUACAUCUGCUGUUCGCAGGCUAUGCCAACCCUUGCUAAAGGAAAAUCUGGAAGUUUUACAAAACGUUGUGAGAUUCUUCUUUUAUUGAAACUCCUUGUCACCACAACACUAACUCCACAUAUUUUUCAUCACUUCCCACCCCACCCAUACUAAUUGUGUAGAUAAUAACCUAUAAUCAAGCUGUCAUUUUGUACUGUCUAACAGCUUGAAGAGUGCAAACUUUCCUACCUAUCUCCUGCCAGUAGUAGCUGAAUAAUCAGCUGUAGCUGGUAAACUUCAACAGCCAUUUUUUGGCAUUCGUUCUGGAAUUUCAGUCGGGCUGGCUCUGGGAGACUUUCAUUGUGCAGUGCUCUCCACGAUUUCUUCAGAAACUGGUGCAGGUACACUGUACUUUAGCACCUGAUGAAAUUUCAGUCAGACAUUUCUAUAAUUCAGCUGAAUUUCCCAUUUGUACAUCAACAUUGUGCUUCUUUGUUUUCUCUUAUGAGACUCAGCUUACAUUGACCUUUCAGUUCUGAAUGUCAGCACUUCUAGUCAACUAGCAGUGGUUGUACCUGAUGACAGUGGCAAUAUUUUCACCGGUGAACUGCCAAGUAAGGCUGUGAAAUGCCUUCCAUUCUUUCAAGGAAAGAAGGUCAUGACUGCAGCAUCACUAUCAGGUUCUUUAUCUAUUGAAUUUUUGUUUGCAAAUUUGCCAAACUUGGAGUGUUAUAAGCACAGGACAGACACAAGCUAAGGGGAACUUACUACUUUACACUGGAAAAUUGAAAAUUUGCCAAAAUGCAACCAUAGGACACAAGGGGAGCCUAUUUACGAGAGGAAAAUGAAAAUUCCCUUUCAUCCUAAAACCAAAUUAUUUUGGGUUCAGUUGUCACUUAAUGGAAAUUACCGGAGGACAUCCUAAGGUGUUUUCAUUCAAAUGAAACCCCUUUUACAUAACGUUUGCAUAGUGCAAAUUAUUUCUUUGGAUGUAGCAAUUUAAUGAAUUCUUUACAUAUACUAGGGCACUAUUACAUGUAGGACUGAAAAGGUCGAAUAUAAGUCCAUGAAAAGUGGAAGGUAAAAGAGUUUUGUUUAUUCCAAGGUGGUAAUUAAUGUUUUGGCUACAUAUGUUCAAAUGUUAACAUCAUGGAUGUGGGAUCUUUGUUUGAAUGAUCACCUUCCAGCCACUGAUGAAAUUUAUCAGAGGAUUCUUGAUUGUGCUAAGAAGAAGAGUUUAUUAUCUCUGAAAAUUACUUCAAUGCUAUGGAGUGAGCGACACAUGCCAGAUAGGAGGGCUGAAGUAAGCAAUCUCUCAUCAGACAAUACAUGUAUUUCACUGGGUGAUGUGGGACUCUCACUUUGUUGUGGACUUGUGGAAAAUUUAAAUGAAAUGAUGCCCAAAGAAUUCCUUAACCUGCAUGGUGUGCAAAGGAUUGUGGGUGCUAGCAGUGCUCUGAUAAGAAAUCAGGUUCUUUAA